AUGAAAUUUUGUUUUGAAAGUGUGAAAUUGGUGAAAAAGCAAUAAAAUAUGUGUUAAAAGUGUCGCAUAAUUGGCUGUGGGAAGGAGAUAAAAAAAAUUUUUUUGAAAAUAUAUAUAUUUUUUACUGUUGGAAUUUGAGACCAAUUGAGCAAAAACACCUGAAAUCGAUUUGCAAAACAACUCAGCCUGAGUACAGCCAGCGUGUAUUGGGAGCGACUCUUCAACAUUUAUUCCGUAAUAGAAUUCUUGUUAGCGACGAGGUGUAGCGCUAUAAAGCCGAAUGCAGUAUCUCACUUACGCACUGCAAACAUCCUCACGUUUCCUCACAACGUCCAACACCACAACCUACACUAAUACCGCCUACAACACCAAUAACAACAAUUACACUAACCCGCAUUUGAAUACCGUAAACAGUGCACAAACCAUUUCCAACAACAGCAACAUUGGCACAAACCGCCCGACGCAUAACCCCAGCAACAACAAUAAAAGUAACAACAACAACAUUAGCAAUACGAAUAACAAUCCACAACAGCCGCGAAACCUAUUGACGAGCAACACAAACAUAUUAGCAACAACAACAACACCACCAACAACAACACGUCGCAGGUACAGUGAUAACUUGACGUUAGCAGGUACGCCAGCAACAGCGGCGGCAUCGGCAACAACAAUUAAAACGUACGAACAAACAACAACAGCAACGGCAGUUGGCAGAACCGCUGAGGGAGCAACAACUACAACAACACUACCACCACUAAACAACACUUGCUACGAGUGCCAUUGCAGCGCCUCAACAGCAUACGCCGGUGUAGCACCAACAACAACAGCAACAACAACAUCGUGCCGUACAACAGCGCCCACCGCGACCGCAUCCGCCUCAGCAGCGACAACGGCGCCGCAAAGCCAAUGAAAUUUACUAACGAUUAAUGUUAGCAUUGCGCGCAAUAAACUGCUUUCAUUCUUCAAUCGCGACAUGGCCGCAACGGAUGGCCAAAUAAUAUUGGCCGCCUCUCGCUUCGACGACAGCGAACCGUCGGUGUAUUUGCGCGAAUUCUCUAAGCAAAAACUACCCGCUGUUGCGAAAAUUGUCAAGGGCCAACAUCAGAAUCUCGGCGUGCCGACUCUAUCGGCGCCAUCGCUGCAGAGUAAGGCGCUAUUUUUGAGCGCAGGCAAAAAGUAUCAAAUACUCGCACAGCCGAUAAAAAUCAAAGAGGGACGAAAGACGACAAAUGUCGGCGCAAAGGUGCUCAUACCGGAAACAUAUCCCGGUUACUUUGAGCUACUCAGCGAAGAUGGCCGUUCGACGCGUUGUAUUGAUUCGGUGCUCGAGCUAUCGAAGCGUCGCAAUUUACGCGUUUUGGUGCGUGAAACGUUCCGCUGUACGCAGAUGAAUCGCACCAUACACGCCGGUGAGCUGUUGACGACGAUGAACGAUAAUGGCAAAUACUUGCAGUGCAAGAAUAUCAAAGAUGAGAUCAUCAAUUUGCCACUCGAUACCAAAGCGAAAUUCUCACCGAUCGCCAAGGAAGAUAGCAUUAGUGGUGUGCACACGGUGAAGAAUCUCCUACUCAAACGGAUGCCAGUCAUUGUGAGACUUGUUCAUGGCAGUGCACCCAAAGGUCUCAAGCAACCCUUCGUACCAGAGCUACGUCUACUAGGCUGUGUGGAAAUUGAUCGCAUAUUUGCGCUCCCCCUCCAGAAGGAUAACGAUUUGGUGCCAGUACCGUUAAAUGUGAAAAUAAAAUUACAACGCGCACGUAAUAUGGAGCAGCUGGAACAUUUUAUAGAGUAUACCAGAUUUCUGGAGAAGGCGCAGCGUCUGCUCUCGGAUGCACGCGAUCGGCUGCAAAUCGUCGAUCUUAAGUUAUCGGAGAAGGAAAAGAAAGACUCAAAAUUCAGUAGUCGAAAUAAAUUACCCGUGGUUAUGUUGCCAUCAGCAGCCGUGGCCGGCGGCCUCAUGGAGAACGGCUAUGUGCUGCGUAAGAGCGCCAGCUGUGAUGCAUAUGGCAAGGGUAUUGGUGGUGCCAGCAGUGUACUCACAAGCGCUGAGAUCGCCGAAGAGUACAACGAAAUCGAUCAUAUUUACGAUUAUGUGCGGGGUCUAACGCCACUCUCCAAGGGUUUGUCACGCUUCGAGCCGAUCUGUGAAACACCGACAAUCAAGUCACAUCAUACCGAUAGUAGCGGUAAUUACUGUAGUCUCAUACGUGUGGGUGCGCAGGCGGGUGGCAGCAACAACAACAAUAGCAACAAUAAUGGUAAUAGCUUAAAUGCCAGCAGCGGCAGCAACACAAAUCACAGUGGCGGCGGUGGCAGCGGCAAUAACAACAAUAACAACUACAGCAGUUUAGAGUCGGUGAAACACACGGCGGCGACGACAACAACACACACAAACACGAACAGCAGUCACAAUAGCAGUAAUCCAAGUCACCACAACAACACUGGUGGCAGCGGUGGCAGUAUUGGCGGCAGUCAUCACCAUCACCACCAUCAUCAGAGUCACAGCCACAAUCAUCACAGCCACAGCACACACCCACACCUACACCCGCAUGCGCACCCCCACGCACAUCAGUCAAGCGGCAGUGGCGGCGCAUUGGUCAACCACUACCAUCAUAGCCAUGUACAAGAAGAUAUCAAACCAGUGCCACCGCCCAUCGAGACGAUACCGGGUAAAAAGUUGCCAGAAAAACGGCAACGUCCCACACUACCAAAGCUUUAUCUGAAGAAUACGCAUAGUACGGGUAGCAAUGCAGUCAAUGGUGCGUCAGCAGCAGCUGCAGCAGCCGCAGCGUCAGCCAGUCAUCAUCAUCAUCAUCACCAUCAUUCAGCGCAGACGCAACACCCACACGUCAGCAGUUCGACGGCAGCUGUGGUCAGUGCUACAGCAGCAGCGGUGGCAGCACAUCAUGCAGUCCAUCAUCACCAUGGCGGCAAAGUGCUGACACCGAGCAAUAGCAACAACAACAAUAAUGGACCAUUAAGCGCUGGUAUUUUAGGACCGAAUAAAGAAUGCAUUCUGGAGCCACAAUCACCGCUCUUUCACAUAAGAUACAAGAGCCUCAGCAGCCUUCAGCUGACGCCUGAAAACACCUCCAUAAACGCCACACCGAUCUCAAGUAAUCCCAAAGGCAACAACAACAACCAGACAACCGCAAUACCACCUGAUGUGGUACUCAAAUGUAACAGCAUCCUUAACCAUCAAUCGCAUCAUAUGCCACACCUACCACCACCACCACCGCCACCGCUCACUAAAAGCGCCAGUACAGCUGGUGGCUUAGCAGCUGUAGCUGGCUUAGGUAUGGGCGGUGUGGGCGUAAUACAUCACAAUCCACGCGAAGGUACACUCGACUCGUCACGCAGCGGCGGACGUACCUCUGGCGAUUCAAAUAAAUUGCCCGAAAAGAAGACGCGUCGCUUAUCACGUCCGCGUAGUCUAUCGAAUUUAGUCUGGGAUUUGCGGCCAUCCAAAGAGAAGUCAAAAAAGAAAUUAUAUAUACACCAUUUUGAUCAUCGCCAACAGGCGACAUUAUAUUUGUAGUCGCAUGAUAAAUAGGAUGUGUGUUUGUAAGUGUGUAUGCGUGCGGAGUUAAAGCGAGGCAAGUUGUCGUCGUCGUGAAAAAUGCCAUAUACAGACUUUAAAUAAAUUGCAAUCUUAGAGAUAAAGAUUGAGCAGAAGAGUAUACGUUUGCUGUGGAGUACACGAAGUCGAUGUGUACCAAUGAAAGAGGAAUGAUGUUGCCAUCACUUAAGUAAAUAAAAUGAAAAAAAUAUACCUACUAAGGGCAAAUUAAUGUAUUAUCUUAAGCUUCUAAUCCGAUAACUAUGUCCAAAUGAAAAAUGGCACUUUUAAUAUCAACGACAAAGUCAAUUUCACAAUUUUCGAAAGUUUCAAACUGAUGUAUACAAACAAAGGAAAAACGAAGACAGAAAUUUUAAAUUAUUGAAUCCACUUAAAUAAAUAUAUAUAAACAAAUUUUAAACAUAAUC
Ceratitis capitata (Mediterranean fruit fly) is the source of this 3984-nucleotide messenger RNA. RefSeq lists its product as uncharacterized. NCBI's taxonomy places the organism in Eukaryota, Metazoa, Arthropoda, Insecta, Diptera, Tephritidae. The record is from RefSeq and is a predicted model, not a curated record. The transcript has 5 exons. Bases 971 to 3535 code for a protein of 854 amino acids.